Molecule: messenger RNA, 825 nt
Organism: Aptenodytes forsteri (emperor penguin)
Lineage: Eukaryota; Metazoa; Chordata; Aves; Sphenisciformes; Spheniscidae
Gene: SFRP2
Product: secreted frizzled related protein 2
Exons: 4
Coding region: 1-825 (274 amino acids)
Biological process (GO): non-canonical Wnt signaling pathway; negative regulation of canonical Wnt signaling pathway; canonical Wnt signaling pathway
Molecular function (GO): Wnt-protein binding
Source: RefSeq, a predicted model, not a curated record
AUGUCGGUGUUGCUGCUCACUGUAAGCGCUGGAUCUUCCUAUUCCUGGCGGCCCGCCAGCGGGCUUUGCAACGGGGCAACAGUCGGCUGCAUCAGCGGGUACCAGAGCAUGCGGCUGCCCAACCUGCUGGGGAAUGAGACGGUGCAGGAGGUGCUGGAGCAGGCCUCCACCUGGAUCCCGCUGGUGCAGAAGCAGUGCCACCCCGACACCAGGAAGUUCCUCUGCUCCCUCUUCGCCCCCGUCUGCAUCGACGACCUGGACGAGAUCAUCCAGCCCUGCCACUCGCUCUGCGAGGAGGUGAAGGAGAGCUGCGCCCCGGUGAUGUCCGCCUUCGGCUUCCCCUGGCCCGACAUGCUGGACUGCAGCCGCUUCCCCAAAGACAACGACCUCUGCAUCCCGCUGGCCAGCAGCGACCACAUCCUCCCGGUCACCAGGGAAGCACCCAAGGUCUGCGAUGCCUGCAAAAACAAAAAUGAAGACGAUAACGACAUCGUGGAAAACCUCUGCAAAAAUGACUUUGCCUUGAAGAUAAAAGUGAAGGAGAUUGCCUACAUCAAUGGGGAUACCAAGAUCACCCCUGAAACAAAGAGCAAAACCAUCUACAAGCUGAAUGGGCUGACGGAAAGGGAUCUGAGGAAGAUCGUGCUCUGGCUCAAAGGUGGCCUCCAGUGUACCUGUGAUGAGAUGAAUGACAUCAACGUCCCCUACUUGGUGAUGGGGCAGAAGCAAGCUGGGGAACUGGUGAUCACCUCGCUGAAGCGGUGGCAGAAAGGGCAGCGGGCUUUCAAACGGUUCUCCCGCAGCAUCCGCAAACUGCAGUGCUAG